CCCUCUCGGUCCUCCCAGGCCAGCAGGAUGAGAGGGUCUAGGCAAACAUUCCUCAGUUUAUUCUGCAUCCUCUGGCUCCCGCUUCUGCUGAAGGCUGCCUCUUCCUCCCCUCUCCCUGGUGGAAGCGACCCACCACCCUCUUCGCUCCCCACCGGGCUGUACAAAGGACAGACCUGCGUCGGGUGCGUGCUUGUGGUGUCUGUAAUUGAACAGCUUGCAGAGUGGCACAACAGUACAGUAAAGGCAGCCGUGGAGAGACUGUGCAACUACAUACCUGAAAAAUUGCAAGGUUUCUGUUAUGUACUUGCAGAACUUUACGGACCACACAUAGCUGAACUCAUAGACAGAGAAAUGAAUGCCGAUGUGGUCUGCCAUUCUUUGAAGCUGUGUAAACAGAAUCCAGGACAGCCGCUUUGUCAUCUCUAUGCUCCUCCAAAGGUGGGACUGAGUACUGCAAUAAGGAAAGCAAAAAGGAUUGUGAAGACUUCCAAGGACCUGAAGAGCUUCACGGGGUUCUCAAGUGUAUGUUCAUUUCCUCUUCUGGCUAACCUGUGUGAGAAGAUGAAGUAUGUCAUAAGAAAUAAACUCCCUUUUGAAGAUUUUGAUGGAGACAAAUUUAGUACUUUCCCGACAUUGAGGGGCUAUCACUGGCGAGGCAGAGACUGCAACGACAAAAACAACACCGUGUACCCUGGCAGACGUCCGGAGAACUGGGAUGUGAAAAGUGACUCUAACUGCAAUGGCAUAUGGGGUGUGGAUCCAAAAGACGGAAUUCCCUACGAGAAGAAAUUCUGCCAAGGUGCAGACUCGCAAGGGGUCGUGCUGCUGGGAGACUCGGCCGGCGCUCACUUCCACAUCCCUCCCGAGUGGAUGACCGUCACGCAGAUGUCACCGAAAUCGUUUGCUAAUCUCCCCAUGGCUUUCACUGAUGAGCUUGACUGGCCGCAGUUCUCAGAGAUCACUGGAUUUCUGAACUCCACCAUCGGAGGCUGGACAGACUCUCUGUAUCUACGUUUACGCAAGAGAAAUCGCUGUAAUCACAGAGACUUACAGAACAUUUCCCAAAAUGGUGGGUCUUCAGGAAACCUCCUCUAUUUAAUAAAAAGCUUGGCCAGAAACCAGCUGUUAGACAAUCCAGCCAUAGUCGUCUACGCUACGAUUGGGAAUGAUGUCUGCAAUGGGUACCGUGACACACUGGCUCACAUGACUACACCCAAAGAAAUGUUCUCCAAUGUAGUGCAAGCUCUGCAAUACCUGGACGCCCGUCUUCCAAACGGCAGCCACGUGAUCUUAACAGGCUUGGUAGAUGGCCGCUUUCUCUGGGAUAACCUGCACGACAGAUACCAUCCUCUAGGGCAGCUGAACAGAGACAUCACGUACAGUCAACUCUACUCGUUCCUCGACUGCCUGGAGGUGAGCCCCUGCAGCGGCUGGCUGACCCCCAACGAGACCCUCAGGAGCCUGACCUCGGAGAGAGCUUCACAACUUUCUAAUGUCCUGAAAGAAAUAGCGAGAUCUGAGAAAUUUGCCAACUUUGAUAUUUUCUACAUGGAUUUCCCACUGAGACAAACGGCCGAGGAGUGGCACAAGAUGGGAGGUGAGCCCUGGCAGCUGAUCGAACCGGUCGAUGGCUUCCACCCCAGCCAGGUUGCUGCAGCCCUUGGAACAAGCAUCACCUGGCAGAAGGCGCUACGUGAAUGGCCUCACGUGCUUGGAAAGGAGAACCCAUUCAACGACCAGAUCGAAGCUAUAUUCAAAGACCAAGGUGGACACUGA
Opisthocomus hoazin is the source of this 1776-nucleotide messenger RNA. The record is from RefSeq and is a predicted model, not a curated record. NCBI's taxonomy places the organism in Eukaryota, Metazoa, Chordata, Aves, Opisthocomiformes, Opisthocomidae.